GACGAGACGGGACAGACGCAGGCAUGGCUCGCCUCAACUGGUGCCUGGCUGCCGUCAUCAGCUGGGGCAAGUUCCUCUUCGCCUGCUUCUUCCCGCUGCGGGGGGCCAAGCGAGACAAGCCCGACGAGCUGGAGGGCGUCCACACACACACCUUCAAGCUGAAGCCAUUCAAGAAGGCCAAGAGCUGUGAUAUAUGCAAGCAAGCCAUCACCAAGGAGGGCCUCAUCUGCAAAGCGUGCCGGUUGUCCUGCCAUAGAAAAUGUGAAGUGAAGGUCACCACAUCAUGUCAGACCACGACCAACUAUGAGGUGCCUCCCACUCCUCAGCUGCAGUUAAAGCAUGUAGAUACACCGGGAUCUACCAGGUCCUGUAAGAGUGUGGAGAUCAGGAGAAAGCAGUCCAGGAGUCAGAGUGUGGUCCCGGCCAUGGAGGACAGCUAUGAGGUGGACCUGGUCUACAUCACAGAGAGGAUCAUCUCCGUCUCCUUCCCCGCCGCCGCCGAGGAGCUCAGCUACACCAACCACCUGAAGGAGGUGGCCACCAUGCUGCGCUCCAAACAUGGAGAACACUACCUGAUGCUCAACCUGAGCGAGCGGAGGAAUGACUUAACAAACCUACACCACAAGGUCCUGGAGUUCGGUUGGCCUGACCAUCACGCACCGGCGCUGGACAAGAUCUGCAGCAUGUGCAAGGCCAUCGACACGUGGCUCAACGGAGACCCACGCAACGUGGUGGUGCUGCACAACAAGGGGAACCGAGGUCGGACGGGGGUGGUGGUGGCAGCGUACAUGCACUACAGCAACAUAUCUGCAAGUGCCGACCAGGCGCUGGACAGGUUCGCCAUGAGACGCUUCUACGAGGACAAAGCACUUCCUGUGGGCCAGCCGUCGCAGAAAAGGUACGUGCGUUACUUCAACGGCCUCCUGUCCGGACACAUCAAGAUCAACAACAAGCCUCUGUUCCUGCACCACGUCAUCAUGCACGGCAUCCCCAACUUCGAGUCCAAGGGAGGCUGCCGUCCCUUCCUGAAGAUCUACCAGGCCAUGCAGCCGGUCUACACGUCAGGGAUCUACAACGUGCAAGGAGACAGCAACACCAGCAUCUGCAUCACCAUCGAGCCGGGGCUGCUGCUGAAGGGAGACAUCCUGCUGAAGUGUUACCACAAGCGCUACAGGAACGCCACCAGGGACGUGGUGUUCCGGGUGCAGUUCCACACCUGCGCCAUCCACGACCUCGGGGUGGUGUUCGGGAAGAGCGAGCUGGACGAGACCUUCAAAGGUAACGGCUCUGCGGAUGAGAGGUUUCCAGAGUACGGGAAGGUGGAGUUUGUUUUCUCAUAUGGACCAGAGAAAAUCAAAGGGAAAGGCCUGUGCCACCUGGAGAACGGGCCGAGCGUCUCGGUGGACUACAACACCCAGGACUCCCUGAUCCGCUGGGACUCGUACGAGAACUUCAACCAGCGCUGGGAGGACCCCGCGGACAGCGAGCUGGAUGUUGUUCACACCCAGGGUCCACUUGAUGGAAGCCUCUACGCCCGCGUCCGUAAGAAAGACUCCCUGGAGGGAGUGGUCACCAUCAACGGCCUCCCAGUCCUUGAAAACCCUCUGACCAAUGCUAAGAGCCUGCUGCAGAGCGCCAGCCACCCGCUCCAGACCGCCGAACCGACACUUCCUGUUGCGGGCCACGCCUCCCUCCCUGCCGUCGACCACACCCUCUCCGUGAGCAGCGACUCGGGCAACUCCACCGCCUCCGUCAAGACCGAUCGUACCGAUGAGCACAGCCAGUCGGUGCCGAGCGCCGCCAAUCACAGCAACCCGACAGCGGCCCACCCGCCCCUCAGCCCACAGGAGAAGAGGGAGCUCGACCAGCUCCUGAGCGGCCUCGAGGCGCCGGCUCACCUACGGCAAGCCUACCUGUCCACGUCCACCAGUCCUGGGGGCGGCGUGCGGCACCUGGUCCCAGCGCAGGUGCACGUCAACGGGGGCCACACCAGACUAGCCGGUGUCCGACCGACCGAGGAGCGAGAGACAGACAUCCUCGACGACGAGGUGCCCAACAGCCAGGAGGGCAACAGUGUGGACAGCUUGGGCACCAUCUCUUCCCUGGAGGGGCAGGGGACGCCGGCUGACCUCUACUACCAAUCACAGACGCCUGUCAGUGGGCAGAACGACGGGCCGUACCUGGAGAGAGGCGUCCUCGGGGAGAAGUUGAGCGAAAUGCCCGUGCACGGAGUCCGAACUCCCACAGCGCUGCAGGAGAGGACGGUGGACGCUGCGUCCCCACAGGGGGGGUACAGCGGCUUCCAGAACGGAGGAGGGAUGUACCGCUCGCAGUCCUUCGGGAACCCGCCUGCCGGCAGCCCUGAUGCCUGCCCCACGCCGAUGCCCCGCGCCCCCGAGAGGAGCACCAGCAGCCGAGAGGCCGUCCAGAGGGGUCUGAACACCUGGCACCAGUACAGCCUCCCAGACGACCCCUUCGGACCGCCGCUGCAGGCCACCCACAGCCUGCCCCACUUCCCGGCGUCGCAGCGGGACAUCGAGCAGUCCAUCGAGGCGCUCAACAUGCUCAUGCUCGACCUGGACCCCAUCAACUCCCACAUGUCCAAGUCUCACAGUGCGCCCCCUGGCGAAAACAGCCUGAACUCGUCCCAGGCGCCCUUCUCCCAGACGCUCGCCAGACCCUCGUACCAGGCGGACUCGGCCAUCCACGGCUACAGCAGCUCGGGCUCGGUCAACAACGCCUUCCACCAGCCGCUCCGCUCGACGGGGAGAGUGUCCAACCAGAGCCCCGUCAUGGAGUCUCCUGUGUACUCCCCCCAGAGGCCCAACGCCAGCUUCCAACACCAGAACACCACCCCGACACACACUCCAGAGCCCUACCUCCACCCACGCCAGGCACCGCACCACUUCCCCACCGAUUUCAGCCAGCAGGCUCCUCUGAAGCCUGUGAGCUCGCACCAGGGCUCCUUGGUGUCCCACUCCCCGGACCUGCAGGGCUCGUCCCCGUACACGGGCUACAGCGCCUCGUCCUCCCCCGUCCCCGCGGUCACCCCCCAACAAGAUGCAGAGGAGGAGACGCUCAACCUGGAAGGCCUGGUGGCUCACCGCAUCGCCGAGUACAACGCUCGUAUCCGGGGCCUCUGUGACAGCAUAUCACCUGAGUCUGACCGCCAUCGCUCCUAUUCCUUCUCUGGAGUUCGCUCCAGAGGAAUGACCCCGGAGGUGACGCAGGAGACGGGCCGGCGCCGGACCACCAGCGAGGGUCAGUACCAGAGCAGCCACGAGAGCACGCCGCCGGUUCACUCGCCAGACUUCGCCAACAACCUGUCGCUCAACCCGGGAGGAAGACCCCGAGAGGGUCUCAUGCACAGCUACCGGGAGGCGUUCGAGGACCACAAGCCGGACGGUUUUGCCUUUGGAGGCGGUGGUGAGAACUCUCCACAGACCCCCGGCUUCCCUGUGUCGCCUCAGACUCCUUACUUCAACAUGUCUCGUUCUCCUGCAGGUUUGACCAAGACGCCGCUGUCCACGCUCGGACUGAAGCCGCACCACCAGGUCGGAUCAGACUCUGAUUCUAACGAUGGAGAGCACGAUCAUCCCAGUUUUGAGGACUCGAGACAGUUCGGCGCUGGGUUCUGCUCCAGCAGCCCGGUCCACGGUGCAGACGGGAGGAGGUUUGGUUCGUCAGACAGCCCCGCCCACUCCCACCCCUACAGACCCGCCUCCCCCGAGGGCUGCCAGGUGGACAUCAUGGGCGUCCACACCGUCCCCGGAAGUCCCAACACCCUCCACCGCACCGUGGCCACCAACACACCGCCCAGCCCCGCCCUCCAGAGACGCCUGGGUCAAGCCAGCCCCUCCCUGGGCAGACACCCGCCUGCGUCCGGCAUCCCCUCCAGCCCUCUGAUUGGACGAAAGACAGCAGGCGCCGGCGUGCCUCCCAGCCCCCUGAUGGGGCGCCGCACGGCAGCGAGUGGCCACAGCACCCCCGAUGAGCUGGGGGCCGCCUCUCGCCAGGGGAGCGCCCCGCCGCCGUCCACGCCGGCCUUCCCCGUGUCCCCGCAGCUGCCGGAGAAGAGACACAUGUCCAGCGGAGACGCAGAGAGGAUGGACAACAAUAACAUGACGCCAACACCGGCCAGCGGGGGCAGCACGCCGAAUCUGACCGGCCCUCGCACAGUCCCAGACCUCCCCAAGUCCAUAUAUGACGACUGUCCCGACAUCAAGAUGAACGUGAAGUUCGUCCAGGACACGUCCAGGUUCUGGUACAAGCCCGACAUCUCCAGAGAGCAAGCCAUCAACCUGCUGAAGGACAGGGAGCCCGGGGCCUUCAUCAUCCGGGACAGCCACUCGUUCCGGGGGGCGUACGGUCUGGCCAUGAAGGUGGCCUGCCCCCCUCCGACUGCCCAGCAAACCAAGAAAGUCGGGGACCUGACCACCGAGCUGGUGAGACACUUCCUGAUCGAGACCAGUCCUAAGGGCGUGCGUCUGAAGGGUUGUCCCAACGAGCCGUACUUCGGGUGUCUGUCCGCUCUGGUUUACCAACACUCCAUGACUCCACUGGCUCUGCCCUGCAAACUGAUGAUCCCCACCAAAGAUCCCAACGAGGAGGCCUUGGAGCUGGUGACGCCCACUGAUCCUGGGCUGGAGCUCAUGAAACAAGGAGCAGUUCAGAAGGCUCCUGAAGAAGCUCAUGCCUGUAACGUCCUCUUCAUCAACUCUGUGGACAUGGAGUCUCUCACUGGUCCUCAGGCCAUAGCCAAGGCGAUCAGUCAGACCCUGGGGACCAACCCGCUGCCGGCGGCCACCACCGUCCACUUCAAGGUGUCCCCACAGGGCAUCACACUCACGGACAGCCAGAGGAAGAUCUUCUUCAGGCGACAUUAUCCCAUCAACACAGUGACCUACUGUGACACCGAUCCCCAGGACAGGAAAUGGGGAAAAGAAGGAGGCGGCUCCGUCAGACUCUUUGGAUUCGUGGCGAGGAAACAAGGAAGCACGACGGACAACGUGAGCCACCUGUUCGCGGAGCUGGACCCGGGUCAGCCCGCCUGCGCCAUCGUCAGCUUCGUCUCCAAAAUGAUGAAGCGGUGAAACCCCCGGGAGUUUAAAUGGCGGCGGCCAUUUCUUGGAAUCUUCUGUCUUCGUCGACGCCUCGGACUCGACGGAGAUGUUUUCUUUUUUCUGUUUCCUGUCGGUUUGUUUCUCUUGUUUUCUCUCGGCCUUGACGGCUUGUCUUUGACGUUGGUCUUUUUUGGAAGGAAGAGAAGUCUGUGCGAGGGAUUUGUCGUGGAUCCAAAGUGGCGUCGGAGGAAGUGGAGCGGAGAACGUGACAAGCGAAGAGGAGGAUGAGGCGGACAGGAGGAACAAUGCAAAGUUGAGACAGGGAACACGUGAGGACUUGUAUGUUUCAGGGGUUUUCUGUUGUCCUUUUUGUUGAUUUACCAAAGGUUGUUGCAAUACAAGUGCAAGAAUGACGUAGCUACGAAGCCAUUUUUAUUUCCUCUUUUCAAAAGAUGAAGUGUUGAACAAAACAAAACAAAACAAAACAAAAAAAAAACAAAAAGAAACACGGUUUCUUCUUGAACUCGUCUUCAGGAAAAAAGUUUGAACAAAACAGAGUGUGAAGACCUUCUGCAUGUUAGCUUGAUCUUUAAGCUCGGUUCUUCUCCCUCCACCGAGUCAUCGUGAAAUCUUUGAGUGGUUUUUCUCCAGGUCUGUUGUGUGUCGGAAAGGGCUCCGCAGUGAAACGCCGACUGAUCUAAACUGCGCACGGCAGACCAGACUCUAGAAAAAAAACAAAAAAACAAGCGCCACGCCACACGGCCGCACCGGCUCGGCCCCGGUCCCUCCCUCUUUCUCUAAAGCUUAUUGGAUGACUCUGGCCUGAAAUCAGCUCCUGAUCGCAUGGCAGCCGGAGAGGGGCUUUGUCCACAAGGUGGCGCCACUCGUUAAGGCUUGGACCCCCCUCCCCCACACCCCCCCACCCGUCACCAACUGCUUGCAGUAGUGGAUCUGUUGAUAGACGCUGCCACUCAAACACACUGGAGAUGACCCGGGACCGGCCCCAGGACCUGGACCUAUGCACUGUUCUUUAUGCAUGUUUGAUGUCCCUGAACGCACCACGCCCCCUCGCCAUCCUCAUCACGCCAUCACUGAAACAUUCUACGCUGUGUGCCGACUUUAAAAACCUUUAGACAAGUUCACCCAGGUUGUCUGACUUGUCACAGACUGCAUGAAAUAGAACAUGAAACCUUUUUUACUCGAGAAAAGACGUAGACAACCCAUCGUUGAAGUAGUCCCAUGAUGGCGAGACGCUCUGUUUUGACUUUUCUUUGGUUUUCGAGCCAGCGUUAACUUUUCGCUGUAUCCAGGACGGUUUGUUGUUCCACGGUGUCGUCACAGAUCUACAUGUAGAGACGUGGUCUAGAAAACAAAAGAGAAAAAGUUUCCACACUGUGCAAACGCCUGCUUGUUGAACACUCGCUCAACCAUCACAAUAAGCUAAGGAGAAUCGAUAUUGAUAUAAUGUACAUAGAUAUACUACUUUGAAAGGUGACAUAGCGAAAAAGUAUUUAUUUUUGUUGCUUUGGUCCCUCAUGAUUACUCAUAUAUACAUAUAUUGUACAGUCUAGAUAAAGAAGAUGACCUAAUGGGUUGAGAAAAAAAAGAUAUACUUAUUUUGGCUAAUGAUUUCAAAGUCUGACGAUUUUGAAAUGUGUUUGAAUAUAUGGUGUACAUUACUUUGUACAUGUAUAUGUUUGUUUUUGGGCUCGUCAUGUUUGUUUCUUUUACUUUUCCUCUCAGAACGAGGUAGGGCAUGAGCGACGUAGAAGCCGAGAGUCUGAUUUGCAUGGACGCGAGCGUCUGAGCGACUCGUAGAAGUCGGCGUAGAUUUUAAAAACGGUUCAAGACACAAAGGGAAGCAGGGAAACCUCACAUGCAAUAUGAAAACAGCUCCACUUAUCAUUUAGCCAAAGAUUCAAACACUCGUCGUGUGUUCCGACUGAUGCAUGUCGCUUUUCUUUUUCACCUUCAGUUUUUUGUGUUUCACGUUUUGAAAGCUUUGCUCAGCAGAUCUCAGAGCAGCCGGGACGCAUAGAGGUCAAAGGUCAGAUACUGAUGCGUUUACACAGCGGGACGACAGCAGACGCCCAGUGGCCUGAUGGGAAACGAACAAAGCACUUAAAAAACAAACAGAAGAUCCCACACGGGCGUCUGCUGAAGCUUCAGCGUGAAGCUGUCGUCUCCUGAACGUCACUGAUUUAUUUAUUCUUAUUUAUUCCUUUCUCUCUCCUCACCUGUUUGUUAUGAUUUGGUUCAUUCUCCGGUGAAAGCAAAGAGGUACAGUGCUUUGAAACCCACCACCUGGCUCCAUCCACUCUGAGUCAUUCGGAAAAGAAAAAGAAAAAAGCUUAAAAGAUAAAUGUUCUCUGAGCGUUGUACCUGUUGCUUUGAGUGGAAGGAGGAGGAGUCUGUGGCCCCUGUGCAGACUCCGGUGGAACGGUGUACCGAGGGUCUCAGAUUUGGUUUGCGCUUCUCAUUUACAUUAUAUUGUCAUGGCUUACCUGUUCCUAAGGAGAAAAAAAGAACAUUAAAGCAAUACAAGUCAGUUCCA
Platichthys flesus (European flounder) is the source of this 7617-nucleotide messenger RNA. It is a transcript of the gene tns1a, whose product is annotated as tensin 1a. Gene Ontology annotation, molecular function: protein binding. NCBI's taxonomy places the organism in Eukaryota, Metazoa, Chordata, Actinopteri, Pleuronectiformes, Pleuronectidae. The transcript is spliced from 34 exons. The record is from RefSeq and is a predicted model, not a curated record. Bases 24 to 5093 code for a protein of 1689 amino acids. Gene Ontology annotation, biological process: fibroblast migration.